AUGCGGCCCGGAGGCCCGGCGGCUCCCUCCGACGGCAGCUCCUCCCAGCCGGGCCGGCAGAGAGCCGGCGCGGAGAUACCCGGCCUGCCCCACCCCGGGCUCCGGCGGCGAGAGAAGACUGAGCGCGCGCUCGGGGCCCCGCCGCCAGGCCGCGUGCGACGCCUCCCGCGGGCCUCGGGGGCCGGGCCGGGCGGGGCCGGGGCCUCCACCCCUCGGGGAGGCGGGCCCUGCGCUCGAGCCGGCCCUCCGAGGGGCCACACUCGCUUCCCCGCGGCGGGGCUCGCCUCGCUCGGGGCGGAGACGCUGGCCCGGGGGCCUGCGGAGCCUAGGCCGGGCCGCGGCCGGCGCUGUCCUCCCGGCGGCCUCUCGGCGCUCGCGAAGCGCCAGGCGAAGAGCGAGCGGCGGUCUGACUCGGAGAGGGAGCCGCGUCUUUGCCGCACGCUCGCGGCCGCCCGCCUGGAGGAUGAGCCGGCAGCCGGGCUGUGGGAAACACCCACGGCGUGCACUCCUGUCUGAGCGGUUUCAGCUCCCUGUCCCAGGACCUCAGUAGCCAGCGCUCCCGAAGGCUGAUUGCUCACUUUGACACGGUAGAGAGGACACUGGGAGGCCAAACAUCAAGGCCCGUGCCAAAAUCUCCCUAACAGAUGAAGUUCAAGCGCCAGUGAACUUAAAAUAUUAAUAAAUUUGUACCAAAAAAAUGGGAUCAGAAGAGCAGGUAAACCUGUAUUGAGAAUAUGUGGACGUUUUUUAAGUGUGGGGAUUUAAUGUGGAAUUUUAUGAUUCAGAGCAUAUUGCUGUGUGUAUGUUUCAAGAUGAAAACUGACAGAAUAUAGAAAUAUAAAUUUUGGAACUAGUUAAAGAACAUCUUCUGAAUGAACAUGAUGAGGAACAAGAAAGAAAAGAGAAUCUAGACAUGAAAGCACUGAAGUAUGAGUCAUCAGAAGAGAAAAAAAUAGGGAAAACAAGGUUUUCAAACAACGCUAUUUUGAUAGAUCUUACAGACUAUGAAUGAUUCACCACAAGCACUCGCACACAAAAGGACUUUCUUGGCUGUGUGCCAACUUGUAGGUAUGGCGUGGAUUCUGCUUUUCAAAGGACCAGGUGCUGAAAAAUGCUUACACUGGUUCAAACAAAAAAUAAAAACUUAACCGUUUAGUGAGCAUACUUUACAAGGCCAAGAUCGUUUCAAAUCAAAGUGUUAAAGAUGUUGCAUAGACAAAACAUUUAGAAAAAUCCAAUCUUUGUUAUUUAAUGUGAGAAAAGGAGAUCGCUUCACUGGAAAUGUUUUGCCUGCCAAAGGAGAGCUAGUUUUUGUUUUAUAAAAAUCAGGAGGCCUUUUG
Equus quagga is the source of this 1340-nucleotide messenger RNA. RefSeq names its product myosin IC heavy chain-like. The coding region runs from base 1 to 516 and encodes 171 amino acids. NCBI's taxonomy places the organism in Eukaryota, Metazoa, Chordata, Mammalia, Perissodactyla, Equidae. The transcript is spliced from 2 exons. The record is from RefSeq and is a predicted model, not a curated record.